UUUCAAACUUGUUUUUUGGCUCGUUAACUUGAAGACAACCUUGAACAUUUUCAACAACCAACAAUUAUUGUAAACAGCAAUUUAAUAUAAGGCAUCACUACCAUCAAGUGACCUUUGGAAGUCUGGUGUGAGAAAUCGACAAAAGAUUUCGUCUCGAACCAUGAACUUUUCAGUGUCUGUAGGAGACGUAAUCACCUCCCCUUCCUCACCAUACGUGGUGCAGCAUCUCCUGGGUUCUGGCGCCUUCGGAGCAGUCACCCAGUGCAAAAAGAUAACCACCAAUGAAAUUGUGGCUUUAAAAAUCAUCAAAGACAAGCUUUGCAUUGAAGAGGCAAAAGAAGAGGCUGCCAUCCUUCAAAUGAUGAAAAAGCAGGGCUCAGACAAUUUCAAUGUCGUCAGAUGGAAUGACUCCUUCACUUUUGAGGAACGUUUUCAUCUGGAGUUUGAGAAGCUGGACAUGAGUCUCUAUGAGUUCCAGCAGACUCGCCCUUUUAAGUGUCUUGAGUUAAAAGACAUACGGCCCAUUCUGCAACAGGUGGCAACUGCUCUUGAGUUUCUGAAGAACAUUGGACUCGUUCAUGCAGAUCUAAAACCAGAAAACAUCAUGAUAGUGGACCAUUUUAGGCAGCCAUUGAGAGUCAAAGUAAUUGACUUUGGCCUAACCUGCAACCAUCCUGAGGCACAGACCGGUGUCAUCCUCCAGAGCCUGUGGUACAGGUCUCCAGAAAUCCUGCUGGGCAGUCCCUUCAACGAGGCCAUUGACGUUUGGUCUCUGGGCUGCAUUGCUGCCGAAAUGCUCACGGGCAAAGCACUGUUCGCCGAAUAUAAUGAGUAUGAUACGAUGAGAAGUAUCUGCUACACAGUUGGAAAGCCAACGGACCGCAUGCUGAAUGCUGGACGUUACACAAGGCGGUAUUUUCGUGCAUUCUACCCGCAAUUUGACGCCCCCACGUGGAAAUUAAUGUCAUCCCUUGAAGUGAGAAACUUUGCAAGUUCUCCACGAACGGCCACCAGCCUGAGUGAUCUUUUGAAGACAUCUCAUCAACUCUCAGGAGAAGAUGCAAUGGCCAUUGAAUGUGACCGGAUAAGCUUUGUAGACCUGCUCACAAAGCUUCUGACUGUGGAUCCUUCUGAGAGAAUAACACCAAGCAAAAUUCUUCAGCAUCCAUUUAUAACAAAGAACCAGAUCUUUGGCGCUUUUGAAAACAGCGCUCAUGUCAAUUCAUCUGUGGAGCAAAUUAUUUCGUGUUGCAACCACAUCACUAAUGCUGGACCGGAGGUGGCUCAGAAUGAGGCCUCCACCAGCACUGCAAGCCUGGCCACCCACCCUGAAGAAGGUCGUCCUGCUGUUCUGCAAAGCAAGGUUCUACCUAUUCUCCAGAGCACCACCAUCAAAAAGAGUCUACCAACAAAGAGAAAAAGAGAUGGUGACAAAUCAGAACGUGUCAACAAUCCAGACACCAUCCCCGCCAAGAGAAGGAGGAUUGAAAGCCAAGAUGCAGCUGAGACAGAUGCUAAAAUCAGCUUGCUAAAGUCCUUGCCGAAAAAGAGAAAGAGGGGUGAGGCUGAGUCCAGGACCUCUGAAGACAUCUCCCCACCAAAACAGAAGAGGAGAGUCAACCUGGACAAAGAACCGUUUGACAGCAUCCAAAAACUACUGAGCAACAAAAAGGAGGUACCGUCCAGCCUGACCACAGUCCACCGUGCACACUCGUGUGCAAGGGCGUCCUGCGCUAGUGGGAAAAGAUGGACUUCAUCUGAUGAAGCUCUGCUGUCAGCUGGUCCACCCUGGAAGCCAGCUUAG
This is a messenger RNA of Centropristis striata (black sea bass), 1804 nucleotides long. Its product is annotated as homeodomain-interacting protein kinase 1-like. Gene Ontology annotation, cellular component: cytoplasm; nucleus. The record is from RefSeq and is a predicted model, not a curated record. The transcript is spliced from 11 exons. NCBI's taxonomy places the organism in Eukaryota, Metazoa, Chordata, Actinopteri, Perciformes, Serranidae. Gene Ontology annotation, molecular function: ATP binding; protein tyrosine kinase activity; protein serine/threonine kinase activity. The coding region runs from base 161 to 1804 and encodes 547 amino acids. Gene Ontology annotation, biological process: peptidyl-threonine phosphorylation; peptidyl-serine phosphorylation.